UGGUUCGACCGAUUGUUCCACGUGCAGUUCCACGGAGCGUCCGGGUCCCGCGAUGGGAAAGAAGAGGGAGGCCGAGUCUCCCAUUCCCGGGGGGGACGUCCCGCCCCUGCGUUCCGCUGCCCUGCCGCUGCCCCAGUGUGUAGGAGAACCCAGCCCCGAGGGCAGUCUGUGGUCCAGAAGUUGGUGACAUCUGUUGUGGAAAGCCCAGGAUGGUGGAGAUCAGGGACCUAGUUCAGCUGCGGCAGCUCAACCUGGAGCUCCUGAGGCAACUGUGGGUCGGGCAGGAUGCCGUGCGGCGGUCUGUGGCCAAGGCAGCCUCAGAGUCAAGCCUGGGCUCAAGCAGCAGCCAUGACUCAGAGAUGCCAUCGUCCCAAGAGAUGUCCUCAGUUUCCUCGAGAGCCUCCUGCCCACAAGAUGCCCACCCUGGUGACCCCUGUGAUAGGUACUGGCCUGGCGAGGCCAGCUCUGGGAUGAACACUCUCCCACCUGCCAAAUGCCUACACCAGGAGUCCCUGGGCCCUCCGAGGCCCCAUUCAGCUCCCUUACUGGCCAUCUCAGACUCAAGUGACUCAGAGCUUUCAGCAGAGCUGGACAGUCCAGGAACCCAUGAGGCCCAGGCCCUAAGGUCCAUCUUGGCUCAACAGGGCAAGUUGUCUAAGCCAAGAGUGACCAAGAAGGAGUCUCCAGUGCCUGAGAAGAGCUGGCGCCUGAGACCCUACCUGGGCUAUGACUGGAUUGCAGGGUCCCUGGACAACACCUUUCCUGUCACCAGCAAGCCUGAGGCCUUCUUCUCGAAGCUGCAGAAGUUCCGGGAAGCCAACAAGGAGGAGUGUAUUUGCAGUGACCCUGAACCCCGGUUCCUAGGCCUGCAGGAAGGUGAUGCUGUGGAGGGGGACCACGAAUGCGUGUACUGUUACCGUGUCAACCGGCGCCUAUUUCUGGUACCUGCGGAUCCUGGCACCCCCUGCCGCCUGUGCAGGAAGCCACGGGACCAGCGGGGUGCAGGGACCCUGGUGGAGCCAGUGCAGGUCAGGGUGAGCCUCCCACUGUCCGUCCUGGAUCCCCCGCACCAACACCGCAUCCACCGGCGGAAGAGCUUCGACGCCUCCGACACGCUGGCGCUGCCCCGGCACUGCCUGCUGGGCUGGGACAUUAUCCCUCCGAAGUCAGAGGAAAGCUCAGCCCCCAAGAGCCUGGACCUCUGGUCCAGUGUCUCCCCUGAGGCCCACCAUCAGAAGCUAUCAUCCACUGGCUCUCCUUACCUGGCUGUGCCAACGCGGGUCCCACUCCCCACCCUGAUCUGGUCAGAACCUUCCUCCAUGCCCCGGCCCCGCUCACCCUGGCCGAAGCCCUGAGGACUGGCCAGUUGGAGGGUAUAAACCUAGAAGAGGAAUUGCUGGAUCGUAGGAUCAUUCUGUGUUUAAUCUUUUGAGGACCUGCUAUACUGUUUUCAGAGGAGCCGCUACACCAUUUUCCAUUCCCACUGGCAGUGCAUAAGGGUUCCAAUUUCUCCACAUCCUCACUAACGGUUAUUUUCUGCCUUUUUUUUUUUUUAAUAAUAGCCAUCCCAAUGGGUGUGACGUAUCUUGUUUAUUGUAGUUUUGAUUGCAUUUCCCUGAUGAUGGUUAGUGAUGGUGAGCUUAGAGGCCAUUUGUCUAUCUUAUUUGGAGAAAUGCCUAUUUAAGUCCUUUACCCAGUUUUGAGUUGGAUUGGUUUUUUUGUUGUUGUUCUUGUUUUCCCACAUGUGAUUUUAAUUCAAGAAAGCCUGUGGGAUUUCCAUGGUGGGGGAGAAUCCGCUUUGGUCAGGGAACUAAGAUCCCACAUGCCGAGGGCUAACCAAGCCCAGCAACUGCAACUGCUGAGCCCGAAGGGUGCAAUGAAAAGAUUCUGCAUGAUGCAAUAAAGAUCCUCUUUGCCACAACUAAGACCCAAUGCAGCCAAAUAAAUAAGCAAAUCAUAAUUUAAAAAAAAAUUAAGCACGCGCUUAGACAUAUAUGCCACCUGGUGAAACCCAGAGUUAGACAUUAGAGUGAGGCAAGUAAGGUACUCAUCUGGUGCGAAAGUAAGAAAGGGCCAGAAAAUUCAGUAAUCAAAAUAAAUCAUAUUUUAAAAGAAUAGAGAGCCUGUGGGAGUCAGCGGUUUUGUUAGAAAUACUUUGGCCGGAGGGAGAAGAGAAUCUGGAAACCUUCUGUCAAACAAAAUGACAACAUAGACAGCUGAGAUCACCUUCUAAGUUUAGCCAACCCAGAAGAGCAACAGCUUGAAUGAGAUAGAAAUAUUUCUCUCCCAUAAAAGUCCAGACUGCAGUGCUAGGCCGUUAAGUCAUCAGGGCCAGUGGUUUCUCUGGAAGGACUGUUCCUUUGAACACUUAGAAGGUUUCUGGCUUCUGUCUUGCCCACACAGCCGCUCCAGAUCAACUCUGAAUGAGCAGGCUGGGGAACAGGCUUUUUCAAACCUGAGGGACCCCAAGGAUGAAGAUCACAGGGAGAGAGGCCCUGCACAGAGCAUCACGUCUCCAGCUCUGCCUCACUCACCUGCACCCCAGCACAGUCACUUCUGUCCUCCCAGGAACAGGCAAGCCAUUCCUGAUUCUUCCAGGUUGUCCCUCCCUCCCUAGGGGAUGUCCAGAUCCCUUCUUUUCCCCCUUCCUCCACCCCUUCCAGGUGUGCAUCUCAGCUGGAGAGUCUCUUCUUUCACGAGGGCCUUCCCUGAACCCCUGGACCCCCAGAUGCAUCCGCCCCAUCACACACUGCACUUUCCUGUACUCCUCCAUCCCAGCCCUUGUGUGUUUUCCUUUUUUUAAUUUUUUUUGGCCAUGCCGUGAUGUACCGCAUGCAGGAUUUUAGUUCCCCGACUGGGGAUCAAAGUCAUGCCCCCUGCCAUGGAAGCAUGGAGUCCUAACCCCUGGACUGCCAAGGAAGUCCCCUUUAUAUGUUAUUAAAUUACUACCCAUGAGGUUCAUUGCUUCAGUGUCUCCCUCUCCCCUGCUAGAAUUUAAGCAGAGGUGGUAUUUUCCUCUUAGUUGGAACUUUUUUUUUCCCUCCUGUUUUCUCAAAGCUAGUGGCUAAACUGUAUUUCAGGAUCUGGCUUUUCCCUCUAGCCUGGUCUCCCAUUUACAUCAUGAAGGUGACGGGAGAGGAGAGGAGUUGUGUACUCAAUUGUGUCUGAUUCUUUGUGACCCCAUGGACUGUAGCUGCCAGGAUCCUCUGUCCAUGGGAUUUCCCAGGCAGGGUUGCUGGAGUGGGUUUCCAUUUCCUUCUCCAGGGGAUCUUCCUGACCCAGGAAUCAAACCCAGGUGUCCUGGAUUGGCAGGCGGAUUUUUUACCACUGAACCACAUGGAAAGUCCCUAAAGGCAAUGGGAAGGAUGCUUUCAUUUCUCCAAACCAAAGGACUCUUGUGGUUGGACACCUUACAUGCUUAAUAAUAGUGUCAUUGUUUGUUGGCAUAAAUCCCAAAGGAAAAAAGCAAGAUCAUCUUUUUUGUUGUUGUUUAGUUGCUCAGCCAUGUCCAACUCUUUGUGACCCUAUGAACUGCAGCACUCCAGGCUUCCCUGUCCUUCACUGUCUCUUGGAGUUUGCUCAGACUAACGUCCAUUGAGUUGAUGAUGCUGUUGUGAAGGUUCUAGGCCCCACAUAGGAUUUCAAAGUCACACUCCCUGGCGAGUCCCAGUCCCUUCGCUGGAUCUCCAGGUUGGGAAGUCUGAAGAUCCCUUGCAUCUUCCAAAAUUGACGUCAGUCAUUUAGAAAUAGGAACAGGGGAGUCUGGCUGUGUCACAGCAGAUACACAGACUCUCACUGGCCAUUGGUUCAUUCGUUCUCUCAUUAAUUCAUUCACCACACAUACAUCGAGCUCCUGUGCUAGGCGCUGUGCCAGGCUCUGAGGACACAGUGGUGAAGCAGACAACAGGGUCACUUCCCGUGGAGCCCCCUUCCCUGUGCUGGGACUGCAGUGAGCCCACACAUGGAGGAAGUGCCAGGAAGAAUGCUGGAGCAAGACCUGACCUCUGCUUCCCCCUUCUCUGUCUCACAUCCCUCCCAGGUGAGGCUCCAGCCCUGCUGAAGCUUUUUUUCUGGCUCUUAAACCUGUUGGCUUCUCCUGGGCCUUCAUCCACCCUGUUCUGUUCCCUCUGCUCAGAGCUCUCUCUAUCCCCCAAACUCCUCCUCGGGCCUCAACUUCCAGGUCUGCUCCUCAGAGCCCUCCCCUGACCCCACGGGAUUGGCCAAGGCACCUGAGUCAGGUCCCACCUCUGCGUCCCCAUCCUGUCCUGUUACGCUCAACUGUAAAGUUCCUCGAGGGCAGGAGCAGGGCCUGCCUUGAUUUCAGCUCCCCCCAAGCUUGGUAUGUGGCAUGUGACGGGCACGCAGUAAACAGGUGUUUGAUGGAUGAGUGGAUGAGUCCCCAGGUCUUAGGAAGACGGAGGCCAUGCAGCACAGGAACGUGGAGAGUGUCCCAGGAAUGUGGCUCCAGGGCUGCUCGGUCGCUUCUAUAACUGCUCCUGGGUUUCUGUACGUCAUGUUGUCCUAUGUCUCAGGCAGACUGUCAGAGGUCUUGCUUAGCACCACCCCCACCCAGCCCUGUAGGGUAUUUGACCUCCUGGAUGAGAGGUAGGGAAUGACUGGGAACAGCUGUGACAUAUUCCUCAACCACCAGCAGCCAUGGGUCCCAGGCCCUUGGUGAGAAGAUUAGGGAGUAUGUGGAAACAAAUGAGCCUCAGCUGGCUCCCCAAGGGAGCCUUCCAACUUCCCAAAGAACAGAAACAUCUCCUG
This is a messenger RNA of Dama dama (fallow deer), 4767 nucleotides long. RefSeq names its product migration and invasion inhibitory protein (gene MIIP). Gene Ontology annotation, biological process: negative regulation of G2/M transition of mitotic cell cycle; negative regulation of cell migration. The record is from RefSeq and is a predicted model, not a curated record. NCBI's taxonomy places the organism in Eukaryota, Metazoa, Chordata, Mammalia, Artiodactyla, Cervidae. Bases 210 to 1355 code for a protein of 381 amino acids. The transcript is spliced from 11 exons.